Molecule: messenger RNA, 2225 nt
Organism: Orbicella faveolata
Lineage: Eukaryota; Metazoa; Cnidaria; Anthozoa; Scleractinia; Merulinidae
Product: putative ATP-dependent RNA helicase DDX5
Molecular function (GO): nucleic acid binding; RNA helicase activity; ATP binding
Source: RefSeq, a predicted model, not a curated record
UUCUUUCACGCCUGCUUUUACCGGCGACGAGUUUGGUUGUGAAGUCGUGCUUUCGGUAUCGCAUUUUUGGCCAGAAUCUUUUAUUGCUAAGGCUCAAAACAACCAGACUACAUUACCGAAUCAUGUCUCGUUAUGACAGAGGUCGUUCUUUUGAUCCAGGUAGCCGUUCAGAACGAAAAAGCUUUGGAGGUGGUGGUCGUGGUGGAGGAGGCAACAGUCGUGGUGGAGGAGGUGGCCGUGGUGGUUUUGGAGGAGGGUCUUUUGGUUCUUCUUUUAGGGGUGGAGGGGGUGGAGGAUUUGGUGGUAAAAAAGACAAGUUAAAUAACAGCCCUGGACAAUUGCUAAGAAAGCCAAAGUGGGAUCUUGAUGCACUGCCAAAAUUCAAGAAGGAUUUGUACAGGGAACAUCCAAAUGUCCAGAACAGGUCGAUGCAAGAAGUUGAUGACUACAGAAGACGUUCUGAACUUACUGUUCUAGGGAGGAAUGUACCAAAGCCAGUGAUAGCUUUUGAGGAAGCAAAUUAUCCAAAUUAUGUUAUGGAUACAAUAAGAAAAGAAGGUUUCCAAGAACCAACAGUUAUUCAAGCACAGGGCUGGCCAGUAGCACUCAGUGGUAGAGACCUUGUUGGAAUUGCACAGACAGGAUCAGGAAAAACUAUAUCUUUCAUUUUACCUGCAAUUGUACAUAUCAAUAACCAACCUCUUCUUCAACCUGGGGAUGGUCCUGUGGCUCUUGUCCUUUGUCCAACAAGAGAAUUGGCACAGCAAGUUCAGAGUGUCGCAUUCCAAUAUGGACGAAACUCUAAAGUCAGAAGUGUGUGCAUUUAUGGAGGUGCACCAAAGGGGCCUCAAAUUCGUGAACUUGAAAGAGGUGUGGAGAUAUGUAUAGCUACACCAGGGAGACUGAUUGACAUGUUGGAGGCUCGCAAAACAAACCUGCGGCGGUGCACUUUCUUGGUGCUUGAUGAAGCAGACAGGAUGCUUGAUAUGGGAUUUGAACCACAGAUUAGGACAAUUAUUGAACAGAUUCGCCCAGACCGACAGACACUUAUGUGGAGUGCUACAUGGCCAAAGGAAGUACAGGGUCUGGCAAGUGACUUCUUACGGGACUAUGUGCACAUCACAGUUGGAACACUAGGGCUCACUGCAAACCACAAAAUCUUACAGAUUGUGGAUGUGUGUGAUGAAACUGAAAAAGACUACAAGCUUAUCAAGCUUCUGGAAGAGAUAAUGGGAGAGUCUGAAAACAAGUCCCUCAUUUUUACGGAGACUAAAAGACGAGCAGAUGAGCUAACCAGAAGGAUGCGAAGAGAUGGAUGGCCUGCUAUGUGUAUUCAUGGAGACAAAUCUCAGCCUGAAAGGGAUUGGGUCUUGAAUGAAUUCAGGAAGGGUAAUGCUCCCAUCCUAGUUGCUACGGAUGUUGCUUCCCGAGGAUUAGAUAUCUCCGACAUAAAAUUUGUGAUCAACUUUGACUUUCCAAGUUGUUCAGAAGAUUAUGUGCAUCGUAUUGGGAGAACAGCACGUUCAGAUCGCACAGGAACGUCCUAUACUUUUUUCACGACCGGCAACGCGAAGCAGGCUAAGGACUUGAUUUCCGUGCUUAAGGAGGCCAACCAGCAUGUCAACCCCAAGCUCAUUCAGCUGGCUGAACAAGCCAGGGGCAUGUUUGGCAAAGGUCGAAGCCGCUUUCGUGACAAAUCUGCCCAGGGGAACAGUGGUGGUCAUUUUAACAGGAACAGCUAUGGUGAUUCACGUAGUGAUUCCAGAAGUGGUGGUGGAAACCGCUUGGCAGGACAUUCAAGUUUCUCAGGUGGAGGACGAGGUGGUUCUGGGAGAGGUGGUCAUAUGUCAAGUGCUAACAAGUCGUUUAACUCCAACAGGACACAAGAUUCCCGUGGCGGAGGAAGGAAUCAGUCGCAACAGAAUGGCUCAUGGAACAUGAUGGGAGGGGGAUACAGCAACUCUUACAGCAGCAACUCGUAUUCACAACAGGCGCCGCCUCCACCACCUCCUGGUCCGCCUCCUUCCCAGCCGAACCCACCCCAGCCUCUUAUGCAGCAACAGCAACAGCAGCAGUACACCCAGGCUGCUGCUGCCACCUACCCACAAGCCUCUUACCAAGCUUAUCAGCAACAGGCUACCAAUGCUGUGCAAGGCCAAGUGCAACAAACUGCGGCAUGGUCAUAUCCUCAACAGAGAUGAGAGUUACAAUCUGUCGGGCAUUCU